AUGUCUCUUAGGUCUCUUUCUAGACUCCAAGACUCCAACACGUUGAAUUCAAGCAUACCUUCAAGCUUAUGGGGCCUAAAAGAUUUGAUCAAUCUAGACUUGUCCUUGAAUUCAUUGAAUGGGUCAUUACCUCUAGAGAUAAGUAACUUAGGAGCAGCGAUCUACAUAAAUCUAGCGAUGAAUCAGUUGUCAGGGUUAGUUCCGAGCACUAUUAGGAAGUUGCAGAAUUUGGUUAAUUUGUCUUUGGCAAGUAAUAAUCUAGAAGGUUCUAUUCCUGCGUCUGUGGGACACAUGAUCAGUUUGGUAACUCUUGAUUUGUCUUACAACAACCUCUCUUCUUCAAUUCCAAAGUCUUUGGAAUCACUUCAACACCUCGACUACUUUAAUGUUUCUUUCAACAAUUUAAGUGGAGAAAUUCCUAAUGGUGGUUCUUUUAUAAACUUCACUAUGGAUUCUUUUAAAGGUAAUGAGGCAUUAUGUGGAAUCCCGAGGUUCCAUGUCCGAAUUUGCCCUAUAGUUUCUAGUCAUGGAUCAAAGACGAAAAAGGUGGAACGAGCUUCAUUUAUUGUUUUUGGGGGUGUGGCCUUUAUCUCAGUUGUUUCUUUAGCCUUUAUAAUUGUCGGAUGCAAAAGAAAAGAUAAGACAACUAAAGAAGUUGAUGAGCUGAUAUCGAUUGUGCCGGAAAGAAUCUCUUAUUAUGAACUGCUGCAAGCAACUCAACAAUUCAAUGAAAGCAAUUUAAUUGGCAGUGGGAGUUCUUGCUCUGUUUAUAGAGGAAUUCUUAACAAUGGGAAUGAUAUCGUUGUCAAGGUGUUUAAUAUGCAAUUAGAAGGUAUUCUGAGAAGAUUUGAUGUCGAAUGCGAGAUACUACGUAGCAUUCGACAUAGGAAUCCGACCAGUGUCAUAAGCAGUUGCUCCAAUGAAGAGUUCAAGGCAUUAGUACUUGAAUAUAUGCCAAAUGGAAACCUUGAAAAAUGGUUAUAUUCCCACAACUAUUGCUUGAAUGUGAUGGAAAGAUUGAAUAUAAUGAUUGAUGUUGCAUCAGCUAUGGAGUAUCUUCACCAUGGUUAUUCUACGCCCAUUGUCCACAACGACUUGAAGCCUAGUAAUGUGCUAUUAGAUGAAGACAUGGUUGCCCAUGUAAGCGAUUUUGGGAUAGCGAAGUUGUUAUGCGAUACAUGA
Molecule: messenger RNA, 1182 nt
Organism: Salvia miltiorrhiza (redroot sage)
Lineage: Eukaryota; Viridiplantae; Streptophyta; Magnoliopsida; Lamiales; Lamiaceae
Product: probable LRR receptor-like serine/threonine-protein kinase At3g47570
Exons: 1
Coding region: 1-1182 (393 amino acids)
Biological process (GO): protein phosphorylation
Molecular function (GO): ATP binding; protein binding; protein kinase activity
Source: RefSeq, a predicted model, not a curated record